AUGACGAUCAACGCUCAUCGUUCAAGAGUCUACUCCUACCGCUGUUCUGCGGCGCUUGUGCUGGCAAUGGCAGACGCAACAGAGGCUGCCGCAGCGAGCAGGCGGCAGGAAGAGCUGCAGAAGCAGGAGAGACAUGCCGAUAUCAAGCACUUGCUCACACCGUUGCUUCUGCGUCGACAGAAGGUGUACAAUGCCAUCGCAACACCGCUCGAGGCGCCACUCAUAACGCAUGCACAUGGCCAGCAUGCAUUCUUCCCCAACUUGGACGCCAAGGCUGCCCUGCAGGACGUUCAGCCUGAACGAGUAGCAUGCAGUCAGACAAUGCACAAAGCCACUUGUCGUGCCUCCGAUACGGUGACGAUGCGUUGCACCUCCAGCAAGGCAGCACGCAGCGAGGCAGAGGGGGAAGUUGGCGGCGAAGCGAAACAUGUUAGAUUCAAAGGACCGCAUCGUGUGAAAGUGAGGCUGUGGGGCGGGGUUGGAAGGGGUGGAGAUGGCGGUCUUGGAGCGCGUCAGCGUGCGUCCGCUCGGGAACGGCCCGUUUGGCGACGGGCAACUUCGACCACCGCCUCGACGUUCCCACCUCCACCAUCGUCUACCGCACUGCCUUUUGCUGCAUCACCUGCCGGAUCGAUCCGACCGUAUCGCUGCGUCGCGAGUGCGCCACACCCUUGCUCCAUGUAUCGCCCGCUCCCACGCGCCGUUUCGGCGCUUCCGAAACGACUCACCCCCGCUUCGGCACGCUCCAUCGUCACACCAUGCCGCCCGGCCAUCGCAUCUUCUCUGCCAUCACACAGCGUAUCGAUCGGGCGUCUGCUGUCCACCUCGCGCGCAAGCCGUGCCGAAGCCGCAGCAAAGCCGGCUGCACCCACAGCGUCGUCGAGUGCCUCGGCGAGUUACAGCGAUGGCGGACCUGCAGUGCCGGGUGUCACGAUGGACGCCAAGUCGCGGGCAGUGUACAUCACAUGGGCAAGCGGCAUCACGAGCAAGUUCCACAACAUCUGGCUACGCGACCACUGCCGCUGUCCGCAGUGCUACCAUCCAACCACCAAGCAGCGUCUGCUGAAUACGUUUGAGAUCGCUCCCGACGCACAGCCCAUCUCGGCCGAAGCAACGACAGAAGGGUUGCUGGUGCAUUGGCCUUUGCUGCCUUCGGAACGAGCCGCUCAGCCCGCGACGCCCGAACCAGCACAGGGUACCGAGGAGGCGGCAGGAGAAAGCGCUGCGGGGCCACAGCAUCCGUCGCUGUAUCCGUGGCGAUGGCUCAUGCGCAACUCGUAUUCGCCACUGCUCUCCGACCCCGUCACCGCAGCCAGCGACGACACAGGCCUCAAGGGCAUCGAAAAGGUGCUUUGGGGCAAAGGCAUCGGCUCGGCUCCUCCGACAGUCAAGUACGACGAAGUCAUGGGUUCCGACGAGGGCGUGCUCAAGUGGGUCACCAAAAUCGCACAGUAUGGAUUCGCAUUUGUUUCCGGUGUGCCGCCCACACCGACGGACACGGAGGCGCUCAUUCGCCGCAUCGCCUUCAUCCGCGAGACGCACUACGGCGGCUUCUGGGACUUUACCUCGGACCUUGCACACGGCGAUACGGCCUACACUGACCUGGCACUGCAGGCACACACGGAUACGACCUACUUUACCGACCCCGCUGGGCUGCAGAUGUUCCACCUGCUCAGUCAUACUGCAUCGAAGACCUCGUCGAGCGGCACCAAGGGUCCUAGUGGUGGAGAAUCGCUGCUCGUCGAUGGCUUCCUUGCUGCAGCGGUUCUCAAGGACGUUCAUCCAGAUGCGUACGAUACGCUGAGUAGGGUGCGGAUCCGCACCCACUCGGCAGGCGACGAAAACACCAUGAUCCGCCCACUCCUUGAUGGCGGCUAUCCUAUCCUGCAGCACGACGAGGCGACGGGCGAGCUUGUGCUCGUGAGGUACAACAAUGACGAUCGGUCGGUGCUGCGCGUCGACGCCGACGAUGUCGAACCAUUCUACGACGCGCUCAAGAAGUGGAACGCGAUCCUUACCAAUCCCGAGGGCGAGUAUCGCGUGCAACUCAAACCAGGCACCCCGCUCAUCUUUGACAAUCACCGCGUGCUGCACGGUCGUGCCGCCUUUGUGGGCAACCGACGCCUCUGCGGCGCCUAUGUCAACCACGACGACUACCGAUCCAGAUUGGCCGUCCUCCGCACCCAGCUCGCGGAAAACAGAUCCACUAGAGGCGUCUGGGAUGACGGCCUCUAG
Moesziomyces aphidis is the source of this 2235-nucleotide messenger RNA. NCBI's taxonomy places the organism in Eukaryota, Fungi, Basidiomycota, Ustilaginomycetes, Ustilaginales, Ustilaginaceae. The record is from the annotation of a GenBank genome assembly.